Ostrea edulis (European flat oyster) is the source of this 374-nucleotide messenger RNA. Its product is annotated as calcium-activated chloride channel regulator 1-like. The record is from RefSeq and is a predicted model, not a curated record. Bases 90 to 374 code for a protein of 94 amino acids. The transcript has 4 exons. NCBI's taxonomy places the organism in Eukaryota, Metazoa, Mollusca, Bivalvia, Ostreida, Ostreidae.
GUACCGUGUACUCUGAAUGAUAAAGGACUACCUAGAAAGGACUGCAAAUUCUGUGUGGACGAAACAGGGAAUACACAGACGGGUCCAUAAUGGGUAAACCAGAGAUCUCAAGCGUGACAGAGUUUUACGAUGACGACAACAGUGACGUUCCACAUAACAAGGAGGCUGACACGCCCCAUAUCAGAAUCUGUAAAGGAAAGAGUGCCUGGGAGAUAAUGAGACUGCAUUCCGAUUUCAAAGACACAACCCCAGACUCGCCGCCCCUAUACACGUGCACGAUACCCACAUUCAGAGUGGUACAACAGCACACAGGUCAAACAGUUGUCAUCGUAUUAGACAAGUCCGGAAGUAUGAACAUUGAUAUAAUAAUUUAA